Molecule: messenger RNA, 2102 nt
Organism: Achroia grisella
Lineage: Eukaryota; Metazoa; Arthropoda; Insecta; Lepidoptera; Pyralidae
Gene: mthl5
Product: probable G-protein coupled receptor Mth-like 5
Exons: 8
Coding region: 258-1727 (489 amino acids)
Biological process (GO): cell surface receptor signaling pathway
Cellular component (GO): membrane
Molecular function (GO): transmembrane signaling receptor activity
Source: RefSeq, a predicted model, not a curated record
GUCAUUAGUAAUCUAUUACUGAUUCAUUCAUUAUUGUCUAAUUUCAAUUCAAAUUUAGUUUAUUGAAUAAGUUAUACGUAGAAUAAGAGGUUUAUAAGGUUAAAUGUUAAGCGUUACGCGUUAUAAUCACGUGUAAACAACCGUGUUCGUAUUCGUAGCUUUACUAAAUAUGCGUGCCUUAACGUUAGUUGCACCGGCGGUAAAUAUUCAGUAUUGUUUGUGAUAAUACAACUUAGCAGUAUAUAAUAGGUUAAACAAUGAAUCUCUGGAUUGUUUACUUUGUAUUAACAACAUCAGUAUUGCAUGCUGAUGUAGGCGAACAGGAUCUUAACGAAAUAUCAGAAGAAGCCAAUGCAGUGAUUUUAAAUAAGUGUUGUGAGAAAAAUGAAAUCAUGGUCGAUUCCAUAUGCAGAUUAGCUGAAUUGGUCAACCAAACAUUGUGGGAACCACAGUUUAAAACGGAGGAAGGCAAAGAUGUGGAUGUGAAAUAUGUCCGCAUUGUAUAUGGUGUGCCAGAUUGUACCACGACACAAAUGAGAGCAAUAUUUCAAUUGGGAAACUCAGAGGAUGAGCUUAAUCUUCUAUCAGAUGGUCGUUUACAACAUCUAAUCCAUCAUGAACAUAGCUCUGACAGCGUCAAUGAGGAUCCAUUAAUGGCUAAUACAUUUGGUAUACAUGAUUCCAUUGUCAUACCUGAGGAAAAGGAACCUACAUCAUUUAUUCAUGUUCAAAACAAAUAUUGCAUGGAGAAAUUUUUAAUGGCAAAUACAAACAAGACAGGGAAAUAUGCUAUGGUGUGUGUACCAGAAGUAAAGAUCAAUUGGAAAGACACAAACUUUUUGAUGAAGAAAAUACUCAAUCCACUAUUCCAUGCAAUUGCUAUGAUAUUAUUCCUCCUAGUGGCGAUAAUAUACUUUGUUUUACCCACACUGAGGGAUUUAGCAGGAAAUAUUAUAACUACAAUAAAUGUUUGUUUGAUAGUCAGUCAAGCAGCUGAUCUUGUAAGAAUAUUCACAGAACUGAGUAACCAUGUGAGUUUUAUGAUAACUGAUAUAAUUUUAUAUAUCAGCCUAUUGGGUGCAUUCUUUUGGUUGAACAGUUUUGGAUUUUAUAUUUGGAAGACCUUUAAGUCGAGAAAUGUCUUCCUAAGAGUAACGGAUGUGCGCAAAUAUUGUUAUUACUCUAGUGUGGUCUGGUCGAGUGUCACGAUCAUGGCAGCAAUGGCUAUCUGUGCCCAUUUUCUUUUGGAUACCAGCACUAAUCCAAAUAGGAAAACACGCACACAGUUCUCAUCAUCAAUACUUGUUGAUGAUAUUGAACAAGAAACUAUUGGAUGGCUUGGUAUUGCGAUCUUUUUCACUCCAGUCGCAUUCACAAUUAUUUUCAAUAUAUUUUUCUAUGUAACAACUCUGAAGGUUAUAAAGAGAAUCAAUAUAUAUGGACGGAUACAUCAUAAACUCAAAGGAUGUUUUAACCUGUUCCUGCAACUGUUUCUAAUAAUGACCACAGCUUGGUUAUUCCUCCUGCUGUCUUGGCUCAAUUUCGACGGACUAGUAUACGCUCACAUCGUUGUGAAUAUACUUCAAGCAAUCCUCAUAUUCUAUGUAUGUGUUGUGAAACAGUCACACGUCACGUUUCUUUUAAGAAAGAGUUGUUGUUACGCGGAACCAGUACCAACUGGUGAAUGGGGCGAUGAGAUGACACACAUGAACGGUGGAAAUUACUAACUUAAAAGUCUGAAUAGGUAUUAGUAGUGGAUUAUGGGCAUUAGCGCAGCUUUUAUGGGUCAUCCAUUUUAAUGGCCGUAGUAAUAUAGGGUUGUGAUGGCAUAUGAGUGAAAAAAACCUUUUGAAUUUUAUUAAUGAUCUAAUUAUUUAGGCAUUUUGAUGUCUUUUUUACGAAAGCAUAUGAAGAUACUAGAAACGAAAUUAAUAAAUAACAGUAUAUUGAAUUUACAAUAAAAAUAUUUUAUACUGAUUUACAAUAAUAUUUUAACACUAUCUUGCCCAUAAUUGCUUAUUUUAAUAAUUGGGUUUAUGAUCUGGAAGGUGCUGUAAUGAUUGUUUAUCAAAUUUUUCAAAUGAACGCUUUCAUUAAUUCUU